This is a messenger RNA of Pistacia vera, 1109 nucleotides long. RefSeq names its product protein TORNADO 2. Gene Ontology annotation, cellular component: plasma membrane; plasmodesma. The coding region runs from base 153 to 968 and encodes 271 amino acids. The transcript is spliced from 2 exons. Lineage: Eukaryota; Viridiplantae; Streptophyta; Magnoliopsida; Sapindales; Anacardiaceae. Gene Ontology annotation, biological process: auxin-activated signaling pathway. The record is from RefSeq and is a predicted model, not a curated record.
UAGCUUUCAGUUUCACGGAUCCAAGGUAAGGAACAAAGACGGGUGGGUUGUGGAAACUUUUUCUACAGAGUCUUCUUUAAACUCCUUAUUUGUAUAACUUCAACAACAAACAAAACCCUGAAGAAAACACUCCUCAUACUUCUCUCAGAAAAAUGGCAUUAAGCAGCAAUGUUAUCGGAGCCAUCAACUUCGUCGCCAUGCUUCUUUCGAUCCCAGUCAUUGGUGCCGGAAUCUGGCUUACAACCGAACCGGACAAUUCCUGUGUGAAGAUUUUACAAUGGCCGGUUAUUAUCUUGGGCAUUUUGAUUUUGGUUGUGGCUCUUGCAGGCUUUAUAGGAGGCUUCUGGCGCAUUCCGUGGCUGCUUAUAUUCUACCUUGUAGCGAUGCUCAUUCUCAUAAUAUUACUGGCCGCUUUGGUUGUGUUUGUCUACAUGGUUACGGUUAGGGGUUCAGGCCAUCUUGAGCCGAGUAGGGCUUACUUAGAAUAUCGUCUGGAUGAUUUUUCAGGGUGGCUACGUAGAAGAGUUCAGAGUCCUUACAAAUGGGAUAGGAUAAAAACCUGUCUUAGCUCAACACAAAUGUGUCCUGAGCUGAAUCAAAGUUUUCGGAUGGCUCAGGAUUUUUUUAAUGCGCACAUAACGCCUUUGCAGUCUGGAUGCUGUAAGCCCCCUACACAGUGUGGGUACACAUUUGUGAAUCCAACGUAUUGGAUAAGUCCCAUCAACAACGCGGCAGACAUGGAUUGCCUGCAAUGGAGCAAUGACCAAAAUCAACUAUGCUAUAACUGCGAUUCAUGCAAAGCCGGAUUGCUCGCAAAUCUAAAGAAAGAAUGGCGAAGAGCAGACAUCAUUUUACUCGUAACUCUAAUUGCUUUGAUCUGGGUUUAUUUGAUUGGGUGUUGUGCGUUCAGAAAUGCCAAAACAGAAGACCUCUUUCGAAGAUACAAGCAAGGAACAAAUUACACGUAAGAGGAGAAAUAGAAUUAAUUAAGUAGUGUGAAUUUGAUUUUUGAUAACUUAAUUUUAUGAACGUAUUGUAAAAGAAGAUCGAUCCUUUUGUUUUGUUGUUUACAUUAUUAAUUUAGUAAAAUAAUGUGUUGGGUUUGGUGA